AUGAAAAAAAAGGCUAGAAAUAAUAAACCAUAACCCAAAUUUGAAGAUAUAGUAAAAGAAACAAGAUAAAGGUAUUAAUAAUAACAUAAAAUGUUGUAUUAAUAAUUUGAAAAAGCAAAAUCUGAAUUAGAAAUAAAAGUCAAAGAAGAUUUAGAAAAGCUAGCCAAAGGAAAUAUUAUUAAAAAUUAAGAAUAAGAUGAAAAAGAAAUAAAUUAAAACUAUAAGAAAUAGUUUUAAAAAUUGAUAAAAAAUUUUAAUCAAGAAUUAGAUUAAUUAUCAUUUAAUAUUAUUGGUUUGAAAAAAAUGACUAAGAUUUUUGAAGAAGAAUAAUAAAAGAAUAAAUAAUUAUUAGAAGAAAUAGAAAAGUUAAAGAAUGAUUCAAAUGAUCCAAAUAUUAAUUUUGAUAAAAAAGUUUAGAUAGCAGUACAAGAAGAAUUAAAUAAAAAUAUAAUAUAAAUCUAAAAUGAGAAUUAAUUGAUGUUUGAAAGUUUAAAAAAAUAAUAUGAUGAAGAAAUGAAGUAAUACAUCAAAAUUUCUGAAAGGACUAUUCAUAAACUUAAAUAAGAAAACAUAAAAUAAUAAGAUAAUAUUGCCAAAAUGAAAAAAUUAUUAGAAGCAUAAGACAAAGAUUUUCAAAUUUUAACAAAUGAGUUUAUAAAGUUUUAUUAAGGUUAUUUUGAAAUAAUUAAUUAAUUGAAAGAAUAAGAUUAUAAAUAAUUAUAAAAUAAGAUUAAAUAAGAUUAAGAAUAAAUGUAAAAAGUCAAAGAUGCAUUAGAAUAGGAAAAAAUUGCUAAAGAAAAUUAUGAAAAAUAUUAAAAAGAAAUUUAACUAUUGUAAUAAAGAUUUGAUCAAGAACGUCUUCAAUAAAAAAAACAAAUCAAAGAAGCUGAAUAAUAGAUGCAAUAAGCCAAAGAAUGUUAAAAAAAGUAUUAGAGUAAGAUUGACAAUUAGAAAAAUUAAUUAAAGGAUAUAGAAUAAGAGCUACAAAAAGCUUAAGAUAAGGAAAGAAAUUCUGAAUAUGCAACCAAAUAAAUUUAAUAAGAAUUGGAUUAAACCAAAGAAGAUUUAGAAUAGUAUAAGNCCAAAGGAAAUAUUAUUAAAAAUUAAGAAUAAGAUGAAAAAGAAAUAAAUUAAAACUAUAAGAAAUAGUUUUAAAAAUUGAUAAAAAAUUUUAAUCAAGAAUUAGAUUAAUUAUCAUUUAAUAUUAUUGGUUUGAAAAAAAUGACUAAGAUUUUUGAAGAAGAAUAAUAAAAGAAUAAAUAAUUAUUAGAAGAAAUAGAAAAGUUAAAGAAUGAUUCAAAUGAUCCAAAUAUUAAUUUUGAUAAAAAAGUUUAGAUAGCAGUACAAGAAGAAUUAAAUAAAAAUAUAAUAUAAAUCUAAAAUGAGAAUUAAUUGAUGUUUGAAAGUUUAAAAAAAUAAUAUGAUGAAGAAAUGAAGUAAUACAUCAAAAUUUCUGAAAGGACUAUUCAUAAACUUAAAUAAGAAAACAUAAAAUAAUAAGAUAAUAUUGCCAAAAUGAAAAAAUUAUUAGAAGCAUAAGACAAAGAUUUUCAAAUUUUAACAAAUGAGUUUAUAAAGUUUUAUUAAGGUUAUUUUGAAAUAAUUAAUUAAUUGAAAGAAUAAGAUUAUAAAUAAUUAUAAAAUAAGAUUAAAUAAGAUUAAGAAUAAAUGUAAAAAGUCAAAGAUGCAUUAGAAUAGGAAAAAAUUGCUAAAGAAAAUUAUGAAAAAUAUUAAAAAGAAAUUUAACUAUUGUAAUAAAGAUUUGAUCAAGAACGUCUUCAAUAAAAAAAACAAAUCAAAGAAGCUGAAUAAUAGAUGCAAUAAGCCAAAGAAUGUUAAAAAAAGUAUUAGAGUAAGAUUGACAAUUAGAAAAAUUAAUUAAAGGAUAUAGAAUAAGAGCUACAAAAAGCUUAAGAUAAGGAAAGAAAUUCUGAAUAUGCAACCAAAUAAAUUUAAUAAGAAUUGGAUUAAACCAAAGAAGAUUUAGAAUAGUAUAAGAGUAAGAUUAACAAUUAGAAAGAUAGUUUUAAGUAUAAGCUUUAGGAAGAAGAAUUAAAAUAAAUAUAAUUAAAGCUACAAAAAGCUUAAGAGGAGGAAAAGAAAUCCAAAGAUGCCACCAAGGAAAUUUAGUAAGAGUUGGAGAAAGCUAAAUAAAGUUAAGAAUCGUAUAAGGAUAAGAUUAAUAAUUAGAAAGAUAGAUUAGUGUAAAUAGAAUAAGAGCUACAAAAAGCUUAAGAUAAGGAAAGAAAUUCUGAAUAUGCAACCAAAUAAAUUUAAUAAGAAUUGGAUUAAACCAAAGAAGAUUUAGAAUAGUAUAAGAGUAAGAUUAACAAUUAGAAAGAUAGUUUUAAGUAUAAGCUUUAGGAAGAAGAAUUAAAAUAAAUAUAAUUAAAGCUACAAAAAGCUUAAGAGGAGGAAAAGAAAUCCAAAGAUGCCACCAAGGAAAUUUAGUAAGAGUUGGAGAAAGCUAAAUAAAGUUAAGAAUCGUAUAAGGAUAAGAUUAAUAAUUAGAAAGAUAGAUUAGUGUAAAUAGAAUUAGAGCUACAAAAAGCUUAAGAUAAGGAAAGAAAUUCUGAAUAUGCAACCAAAUAAAUUUAAUAAGAAUUGGAUUAAACCAAAGAAAAUUUAGAAAAGUAUAAAGGUUUGAAAGAAAAGUUAAAGCAAAUGGAAUAAAAAUUAGAAGAAGCUAAAGAGGAGGAAAAGUAAUCCAAAAAAGCAGCCUAAUAACUUUAAAAGCAAUUGGAUGAGAGCAAAAAAAUAUUUGAAUAAGAAAAAUCUAAAUUAGAAUUGUAACUGAAAGAAGCCUCAGAGUAAUAAAAGAGAGCCGAUAUAAUAUUAUAAAAAUAUAAGGAGUAACUUGAAAACUAAAUUAAUAAAUCAAAAGAAGAAAUACUUAAAGUAGAACAAAAAGCCCAAUAAGAAAAAUAAAAACUAGCUUUUGAACAUAGAAGAAUAUGUGAAGAAUAGGAAAUGAAAGCUCAAGUAGAAAAAAAUAAGUAAUAAGAAAAAUUGAAAUAAAUGAAAGCCUAAAAACAAACUUAAAUAGAGACAGAAAACUCUAUUAAAAAUGAAUAGACACAAUAGUUUGUAUAAUUUAAUAAUCAAAGAGUAGAAGAAUAAUAAGAUUAAUAUUCCUCUGAAGAAGAAACUUAUUAAGAAUAAAAUGCUAUUGACAAAAUAUUAGAAGAACAUAAAUAAAAUAUAAAGAAAAUAAAUGGAAACAAGUAAAAAACUAAUUAUGUUCCUUAAGGAACAAUUAUUAGGUAUAAUAUUAACUCAUAUUAAGAUAAUAAAAAGAUCAAAUUUAAGAAAAAACAUUAAAUGAAAGAGAAAAAAGAAUAGAAAUAUAAGAAUAGUAUAAUUAAGAACCCAAAAAUAUUAUAAAAAAUGAUUACAUUAAUAUUAUACCAACAUUAGACAAAAUUAAAAAUUAAAUGAUGAUGUCUACAUAGUCAUUUAUUAAUUCAAAUUAAGGAUCAAACUGUAAAAAAUUAAUUAUAAUUAGAAACAUUGCCAAUUAAGUAUAGUAAUAUGUUAAAUCAAUAAAAGUUGAAAUCCUAAUGA
Molecule: messenger RNA, 3564 nt
Organism: Paramecium pentaurelia
Lineage: Eukaryota; Ciliophora; Oligohymenophorea; Peniculida; Parameciidae
Source: the annotation of a GenBank genome assembly